Pogoniulus pusillus (Red-fronted tinkerbird) is the source of this 3337-nucleotide messenger RNA. RefSeq names its product patatin like phospholipase domain containing 8 (gene PNPLA8). The transcript is spliced from 10 exons. Lineage: Eukaryota; Metazoa; Chordata; Aves; Piciformes; Lybiidae. The record is from RefSeq and is a predicted model, not a curated record. Gene Ontology annotation, biological process: arachidonate metabolic process. Gene Ontology annotation, cellular component: membrane. Bases 324 to 2741 code for a protein of 805 amino acids.
AAGAACAGGACAGGACUCGCUGCUUGUUUACGGAGCCGCUCUUGAAACCUUUUCUACGAAAUGGUGCACGGCAGAAACGGAAUGCACUCUCCCUCCCGAGGCGGGAGAUGGCCUUGGGUCUAUAUAGCACCCCGCCCGCGGCCGUGACUUGGGAGUUCGGCUGCACGGCGGCGGCAGUGACCCAGCAGGUGUGGAACAGGCCCAGCGUAGGUUCAGGCAGCUGCUGAGGAAACAAGAACACUGUGAUACAAGUCUUAUAUAUUGAAAUAUGUUUCCUGGAAUGAAGUAGACAAGCAAGGUACAAAGAGUGUAAUUUAUGAGUUAUGACAGUUCAUUUAUCUUUGGACACAUAUUUGUUCUUUGUGAUUAAUCCAAAAAGUCUUUGGUGGAAGCAAAGAAACAAAUGCCUCUAUUUGUAUAGACCUAAAGUCUGCUGGAGGAUAAAUCAAGCUAUUCACUCAAAGGUUUAUCAUACAAGUGAGCCUCGGUGUAAAUGGUCCAGGAGCAGAACAUUUUGGUACAACAAAUACCUUUACAGCCAUGAUUUUUUAUACUACAGAAUUUCUAAACUUUUAACUUCAUCUUCCAAAGGACUUACAAAAGUGAGCAAUCGCAUGUCACGAAUUAAGAGUACUAUAGAAUCUGUUUCAAAGGCAGUGUCUGGCACCCACAAUGAACUGGUUUCACGGAUAGCUCGAUUGAAGUCACACUCAGGUACUUUGGGAAAAGCAAAUAAAAGUAAUGCAAAUGCAAGUAACAUCAGUGCAAAUCUAGAAAAUGAUAAACAAGUCACAGAUGCCAGAACACAGGAGGAUUGCAAAAGAGGCCUAUUUGCAAAGAAAACCACUUGUGCAAGUGAAACCUCGGAGUCUGCAUUAGUAAGCUCAAGUGACGCUAAUCAAGAUAGUCUACAGGAUUCAGCAUCUACUGAAAACCACCUUUUUCAUAUAAGCAGCUUUUCUACACAUUUUGGAGAGACUUACAACUUCGUAGCUGAUCAUAUCAACUGGUACUUCAGUAAUAAUUCUGUUAUGGACCAAGAGAAAAAAAAGAAUGCUUUAUUACAGAACUUUGAUAGUGAAGAGAAGACUAAGCUUGAUUCAGCAGAAAAUACUCUAAUGACUGAAGAGAAAAAAGUGGAUUCAGCAGCUACUUUAGCUCCUGAGGCAGAGACUCUGGGUGCUGAAAAGGCAAAUGCUGCUCUUCCAGUUUCCACAAAAAAAAGCAUUGCAAACUUUCUUUCAUAUCCCAGUAACAGUGUACAAGCUUUUGUAGACAGUUACAUUGGUGGGUUGGUUCCCAAAUUAAGAUCUGAUGCUAAAGCUGUUUCACAAGAAAAGAGUAAACAACCAGAACAGGAAAUGUCUGAGAAGGUUGAAGAGAGCAAAGCAAAAGAAGCUAAAACUUCAGAUGAAAGAGAAAAGCAUCUGUCUCUUCAGAGAGAAAAGAUCAUUGCAAGAGUGAGUAUUGAUAACAGGACUCGAGCUUUAGUUCAAGCCCUACGAAGGUCCUCUAAUCGAAGAGUCUGUAUCAGCAGGGUUGAAGAACUGACCUAUCAUCUUCUAGAAUUUCCAGAGAGCAGAGGAGUUGCGAUUAAGGAAAAAUUAAUCCCAUGCCUACUGCGACUCAGACAGGCAAAUGAUGAAAAUCUUCAGGCUGCUGUUAGAGAGACUUUAGCUAUAAUUGGAUAUACUGAUCCUGUGAAAGGCUGGGGAAUUCGAGUCCUUACUAUUGAUGGAGGAGGAACAAGGGGCUUAGUUGCACUUCAGACUCUACGGAAACUAGAAGAACUAACUGGAAAGCCAGUUCAUCAACUUUUUGACUACAUUUGCGGUGUAAGCACAGGAGCUAUAUUAGCUUUUAUGUUGGGGUUGUUCCAUAUUCCUCUGGACGAUUGUGAAGAGCUGUAUCGCAAGUUAGGAUCAGAUGUUUUUAAGCAGAACGUCAUUGUUGGAACAGUCAAAAUGGGCUGGAGCCAUGCCUUUUAUGACAGUGACAUAUGGGAAAAAAUGCUCAAAGAAAAAAUGGGCUCCGAUCUUCUGAUUGAAACAGCAAGAAAUUCCACAUGUCCAAAGGUAUCUGCAGUGAGCACCAUCGUAAACAGAGGAACACCACUGAAAGCAUUUGUUUUCAGAAACUACAAUCACUUUCCUGGUGUUAAGUCUCAUUACAUGGGAGGCUGUCAGUAUAAACUGUGGCAAGCCAUUAGAGCAUCAUCUGCUGCACCAGGUUACUUUCAGGAAUAUGUUUUGGGCAAUGAUCUUCAUCAGGAUGGAGGUCUGCUUCUGAAUAAUCCUUCUGCUCUGGCAGUUCAUGAGUGCAAGUGUCUUUGGCCAAAUGUUCCAUUGCAGUGUCUAAUAUCACUGGGCACUGGCCGAUAUGAAAGCGAGGGAAAGACCAAUGUCACAUACACCAGUUUGAAAGCCAAGCUCACAAAUGUUAUCAGCAGUGCAACUGAUACAGAAGAAGUUCACACCAUGCUGGAUGCACUGUUGCCUUCAGAUACCUAUUUCAGAUUUAACCCUCUCAUGAAUGAAGACAUACCUCUGGACGAAAGUCGUAAAGAGAAACUCAAUCAGCUGCAGACAGAUGGGAUUCGUUAUUUAGAACGAAAUGAAGAAAAACUGAAAAAAGCCGCAAAAAUACUGACACAAGAAAAAACAGCUUUGCAGAGACUUCAGGACUGGAUGAGAUUAAAGGCUGACAUGUAUGAAGGCCUUCCAUUUUUUUCCAAAUUGUGAACAUGUAUUGCAUGAAAGAUCCUAAAUAUCAAUCCUGUUGUUCCAGAAAACCCAUGCAGUGCUAUAAGGGAAGAGUGUCUAUUGUGGGGGUAAAUAACAUCUUUGGAAUGCUAUCAGAAUUCUGCAGAAAGCAUUUCAGGAUGGCUAUUAUGUGUACAGUCUCUUGAUACAAGAUUUUCAUGGGGUUACUUGUUUUUUUGAACUUAAUUGAUUUUACCAUUGUUUUGCGUAACGUUUCUGAAAGUCUGUUAAACUGAAAAUUAUGAGAACAAUUGUGCUCUGCAUUUUUGAAUGUGUGUACCAUAAUUAUGGUGGCAGUAAAACUGUAUUUAUCAACUACCGGACUUAAUCAAAACCAAAAACUGAUCCCCAUUCACUUCAGUGUAGGCAGUUGUACUUGUUAGGCUCUUGUGCAGCCUGUGAACUUAACAGAGAUGUAACGUUGUUACAAAAACUUGGCCUGUGUUAAUUGCACUUUUACAUUUGAAAGGUAACAUUGAAAUUCUUUAUUAUUAUUUUUGGUGGGCUUUGUACAUAGUAAUAUUGAGUAAGAGAGAUGACUAUAAAUGGCAUAUUAAAUUAUCAAAAUUAACUGA